Messenger RNA from Sphaeramia orbicularis (orbiculate cardinalfish), 6266 nucleotides. It is a transcript of the gene ecpas, whose product is annotated as Ecm29 proteasome adaptor and scaffold. The coding region runs from base 1 to 5541 and encodes 1846 amino acids. Lineage: Eukaryota; Metazoa; Chordata; Actinopteri; Kurtiformes; Apogonidae. Gene Ontology annotation, molecular function: molecular adaptor activity. Gene Ontology annotation, cellular component: cytoplasm; nucleus. The record is from RefSeq and is a predicted model, not a curated record. Gene Ontology annotation, biological process: proteasome assembly; ERAD pathway. The transcript is spliced from 49 exons.
AUGGCUGCCCAGGAUGAACUCAAUCAACUGGAACGUGUGUUCCUUCGCCUGGGACAUGCAGAAACCGAUGAACAACUACAGGAUAUUAUCUCCAAGUUCCUCCCUCCUGUUCUCCUCAAACUCUCCAGUGUUCAAGAGGGUGUGCGAAAGAAAGUUAUGGAGUUAUUGGUUCACCUAAACAAAAGAAUUAAAAGUCGACGUAAGAUUCAACUGCCAGUAGAAACAUUACUGGUCCAGUACCAAGAUCCUGCAGCUGCAUCUUUUGUUACGAACUUCACAAUUAUUUACAUCAAAAUGGGUUACCCUCGUCUGGAAGUGGGAAAACAGUGUGAGUUGGCCCCCACCCUACUUACUGCCAUGGAAGGCAAGCCACAGCCACAGCAGGACAGCCUGAUGCAUCUGCUCAUCCCUACCCUCUACCAUAUGAAAUACCCUGCAGACACCACCAAGAUUGCAUCUCCAUUUAACUUAACAGAGAGGCCAAAGACAGUGCAGCUGUUGCUGGAGUUUAUGUUAGAUGUUUUGCUGAUGCCUUACGGAUUUGUGCUAAAUGAAUCUCCAACUCGUCCUGCACCCUCCUCUUCCCAAGGAAGUACUGGAGAUGGGACAAUGGCUAGUGCUGGCCAGGGUCUUCCCCAGCCUCCCCCAGGGAUGAGUGUCUAUGCUGCCAAAAGGGUGAUUGGAGAGGCACAGUGGAGUGCUGAGCAGCUAGAGCAGUGUAAGUUAGGUAUAGUGAAAUUCAUUGAAGCCAAGCAGGUCCCAGAAGUGGAGACAGUGGUGCACCUGGUGGUGGCAUCCAGUGACACCAGACACAGCGUGGCCACUGCAGCUGAUCUGGAGCUAAAGAGCAAACAGAGCAUCAUCGACUGGAACAAUCCACUAAUUAUCAACAAAAUGUACAAGGUGUAUCUGGGUGAUGUUCCACUUAAAACAAAGGGGGGGACAAUGAAGCAAGAGCUGAAACAUGAGCCUGUAAGCACCAGAGUCAAACUGAAGAUCCUGCCUCAUCUGCUUCGGUCACGUCUUGCUGCUGAGUGCUUCCCAGCUAAUAUCCAGGUUGUGUAUGACGGUCUCUUUGGAGCCAACACCAACAACAAACUGCUGUCUCUUACAUUGCAGUUUGUCCAUCACAUCUGCAUGGUAUGCCCUGAUACAAAUAAGCCUCUGGGCCUGAUGCUGCUGAAUGGUCUCACCAAGCUCAUCAACGAAUACAAGGAGGAUCCUAAAUUGCUAUGUGUUGCAUAUUCUGCUGUUGGGAAACUAUCAAGCCGGAUGCCUCAGCUUUUCACAAAGGAUAUUGCUCUUGUUCAGCAGUUUUUUGAGUCCAUGUGCAAGGAGGAGGCUGAUGUACGUCUUGCCAUUCAGGAGGCUUUAUCGAUGAUGGUUGGUGCCUUUGCCAACCUGCAGGGAGCUCUGCUAAACCUGAUGGAAGCCCUGGUGGCUGCAUACAUUGGAAAGCCGGAGGUGCAAGUCCGCCAGGUAGCCAUGAAGUUUGCAAGCACAGUAUUUGCUCCUGAUCAUGUACCGUCAAGAUACCUGCUUCUACUGGCUGCUGGAGACCCGAGGGAGGAGGUAUGUGGGGAGGCCCAGAGGGUGCUGAGGAAUUUUCCAAUCAAGACUUCAGAGAAGGAGGGACCAAAGCCAAUGCCCUCAUUUCCUGACAUGGUGGCUUAUGUCCAGGAAAAGGCAGCACAGAGGAUUAAAACUCCAGCCAAGUACAUCGUUGGAACCUCAACUAUACCUUUCAAUCCAUCAGCAUUUGGAGAGAUUGUACUCUACUUGAGAAUGUGUUUAGCUCACAGUGCAGGUGCCACACCCAUGUCCACACGCUUGGCAGACAUGCAGGAUGAUGCGCCAGCCAUUGGCCACUACGUCCAAACACUGCUGUCCUCUGAGCCUCAGCCUUCAGGGUCAAAGGGUAGUGAGGCAAACCCUGUGCAUGUUUACAUGGAUCUGCUGCAGCAGCUGUUGUCUGCAGUAGGAGGAAUCCCAGUUAUGUACUGUCUACUGGAGGUGGUGUCUGUCUGCCCAGAGAAACUGGCUCCAAGAUUUGUUGAUAAAAUUGACUGGAUCAAAAGUCUGAUGAACACAAACAAGGAAGACAUGAGGGAACUUGCAGCACAGCUAUACGCUGUGGUGGUUUCUACCAUGACUGGUAAUGAACUGCAGACGGCUGUGCACAACCUUGUCAAAAUCACCAAAGACAACCACAGUCCUGAGACCCAACAUGGUGCAAUUUUGGCUCUCGGUUUCAUGGUGGGCAGGUAUAUGAGCAAAAAGAAAGCAGUCACCUCUGGAGAAACUACCCAGAACAAGGGUCAGCAAAUGAACAUCACUUCCCAAGAGGAUGAUGAACUUGUUGCCAUGGCUACUAAAACAAUUGGUUCCUUCUUGGACAGCAGUAGUGCUCUGUUGACAGUUGCAGCCUGUACGGCACUUGGAGAAAUAGGACGCAAUGGGGCCCUUCUGAUCCCUGCAGAUGGUGAGGGUUUCACCAAACUGUUGGCCGUGGAUAACCUGCUGGCUCGCAUUCCCUCUGGCAAGGAGAGCACUAAGAUGAAAGAGCGGUCAAUCCAGACCUUAGGCUACCUACCAGUGGGAGAUGGAGAUUUUCCCCACCAGAAGAAGCUCCUACAAGGCCUCAUGGACUCUGUAGAGGCCAAGCAGGUGGAGCUGCAGUUCACGGUUGGAGAGGCUAUCACAAGUGCUGCAAUAGGAACCAGCUCUGGAGCAGCCAGAGACCCAUGGACUUGCACUGAGGACCAGUACAGCCCGCCAUUCAAUGUGAAAAACAAUGAUGUGGUACCUUGGGUCCUUAGCUCCAUCCUGUCCAAAUACAUACCCAGUCAAAACCCCCACGUUCGACAGGCAGCCUGUAUCUGGCUUCUCUCCCUGGUCAAGAAACUAAGCCAACACAAGGAAAUCACUUCCCAUUUGAAGGAGAUUCAGAUAGCAUUCAUCUCUGUUCUCUCAGACCCUGAUGAGCUGAGUCAGGAUGUGGCAUCUAAAGGCCUUGGCCUGGUCUAUGAGAUGGGAGGAGAGGGCGACCAGCAGGAACUCGUGUCCACUCUUGUGGAAACUCUCAUGACAGGAAAAAGGGUGAAACAUGCUGUGUUGGAGGAUACGGAAGUGUUCCAAGGAGAGGGUUUGGGUAAAACACCCGAUGGCCAUGGCUUGUCCACUUACAAAGAACUCUGCUCACUGGCCAGUGACCUGAACCAGCCAGAUCUUGUCUACAAAUUCAUGAACCUAGCCAAUCACCAUGCCAUGUGGAACUCCCGCAAGGGAGCAGCCUUUGGGUUCCACAUGAUCGCAGCCAAAGCAGGGGAGCAACUGGCCCCAUUUCUUCCACAGCUUGUGCCUCGUCUGUACCGCUAUCAAUUUGACCCUAACCUGAGCAUUCGCCAAGCCAUGACUAGCAUCUGGGAUGCCUUGGUUACUGAUAAAACCUUGGUUGAUAAAUAUCUUAAGGAGAUCCUGCAGGAUGUAAUCUCCAACUUGACCAGUCCCACCUGGAGAGUACGCGAGUCCAGCUGCUUGGCACUGAAUGAUCUGAUUCGGGGUCGCCAAGCGGAUGAGCUCAUUGAUCACCUGGCAGAAAUGUGGGAGACACUGUUUAGGGUCCUUGAUGACAUCAAGGAGUCUGUGAGGAAGGCAGCAGACUUAACUCUGAAGACACUCAGUAAGGUUUGUACUCGUAUGUGUGAGUCCACUGGGUCUGCAGCUCAGAGAACUGUGGCAGUGUUGUUACCAACUCUGCUGGAAAAAGGCAUCGUUAGCAAUGUCUCAGAGGUCCGCUCCCUCAGUAUCCAGACCCUGGUGAAGAUUAGUAAAACGGCAGGUGCCAGACUAAAGCCUCAUGCUUCCCGGCUCAUCCCGGCCCUGCUGGAGGCGCUUAGCACCCUGGAGCCUCAGGUCCUCAACUACCUCAGUCUCAGAGCCACAGAACAGGAAAAGAGUGCCAUGGAUGCUGCCAGACUCAGUGCUGCCAAGUCCUCCCCAAUGAUGGAGACAGUUAACAUGUGUCUACAGCACCUGGAUGUGUCUGUGCUGGGAGAGCUGGUUCCCAGACUCUGUGAGCUGCUCAAGAGUGGAGUUGGCUUGGGCACCAAGGGUGGCUGUGCCAGUGUAAUAGUUUCCCUAACAGUGCAGUGUCCUCAGGACCUCACCCCUUACUCAGGUAAAUUGAUGAGCGCUCUGCUGAAUGGUCUCCAUGACAGAAGCACUGUAGUACAGAAAUCAUUUGCCUUUGCUCUGGGACACCUUGUCAGGACAGCAAAAGACAGCAGUGUAGAGAAACUACUACUGAAGCUCAACUCUUGGUACUUAGAAAAAGAAGAGCCGGUGUACAAGUCGUCUUGUGCCCUGACUGUGCAUGCCAUCAGCCACUACAGUCCUGAUGUUCUGAAGGGCCAUGCAGGCGUGGCGCUGCCGCUGGCCUUUCUGGGCAUGCACCAGGAACCGGGACCUGACGAGGAGAAAGGAGAGAGCCAUGAUGCCUCACUGUGGGCAGAGGUGUGGCAGGAGAAUGUACCAGGAAGCUUUGGAGGCAUCAGACUCUACAUGACAGAGCUGAUCGCUAUUACACAGAAAGCACUGCAAUCCCAGUCUUGGAAGAUGAAGGCUCAAGGUGCAGCUGCCAUGGCAACUGUUGCUAAGGAACAGACGGGCUCAUUGGUGGCUCCACACCUUGGUUUGGUGCUAACAGCUUUAAUACAAGGAUUGUCUGGACGCACAUGGGCUGGCAAGGAGGAGCUGUUGAAAGCCAUCGGAUCAGUGGUGUCUAAGUGCAGUGCGGAGCUAAAGAAACCCUGUGUGGGCCAGCCCACUAUCAAUGAGGUUCUGGACAUUGUGUUGAAAGAAUGCCGCAAAGAGAGUCUGGUGUACAAAAUGGCUGCACUGCGCUGUGCCGGAGAUGUGCUUCACAGCAGCCAAGAGGACCGUUUCAGCACCUUGGCUGAGAUCCUUUUCCCUCUCAUUAGGAAGAGCUGCCCAGUAAGUGGUGGUGCCUCCCCAAGGUCGCUGGAGGAUGAUGACGAUGUCGAUGCAAAGGAGAAAGCGCUGCAGACAGAGGCUCUACUUUGCGCUUUUGAGACACUUGGAAAAGCUUGGCCCAAUAACCCACAGACUCAGGCUCAAUUCCAAGUGGAAGUGUGCAGUCUGAUGUGUGAAAAGCUCAAGUUGAGCACCUGGAAAGUGCAGCUCGCUGUUCUGCAGUCCAUGAAGGCCUAUUUCCAGGGGUUGGUGCUGCUAGACAAAGGCAGUCAAAACGUUAAUGAACUGUCGCAGAUACUCACAGAAACCUGUGCUGCUCUUACAUAUCCUUUAGAAAACAAAAGUUACUCUUCUGUGAGGACAGAGGCCUUGUCAGUUGUGGACCUGAUUGUAAAAAGAACUGGGGAGAGUGAGCAGUGGGAUUGUGUGUCUGUGAAGAGCCGGGAGCAGCUGCAGCGCUCGUUGUCGACGCUGCAGUCGGAUAACAGACCGGACCUGAGGGAUAAAGCCCAGGAGCUACGCAGGCACAUCCAGAGCCAGCCCUGAACGCAGACACACAGUUACAGAGUACAAGAAAACACAACCCCGACUUAACUAUUUACAGCACAUCCUACUUUGUGGCCUGUUUGAUACAGUUAUCUUCUCUAAUACACAUCCGCCCUAUCAUUGCGUUACUUCUCCAUAUAAACUGUGGGCUUUGAAUCAGGCUGAUAAGAGACUGCUGACUGAGUGAUCCACACUCGUGACUCACAAAGGUUGACCUAAAGGCUUGAACAGACGACAACCAAACAACUUGCUCUGGUGAAGGGCAGGGCUACAGAGUGUUCAUUUAAAUGGACAGUAAAAGAAUAAUGACAAAUGCUAUAUAAACCAAUGUGUUGGGUUUGUGCACACUGUAUACUUAACUUGUAGCCCCAGAUGGGGAAUUUUACUACUGUUGUGGGUUUACCUUCUCAUUACAUAUAGGAACAUCAGAGGGUUGUACGCAUUGGCAAAAACAGAAAAGGUGUGACUGCUCAGCAUUCACCCAGUUUGCACUUUUCAGACAGGUGGGAACAUUUUCACUGCUGCUGCCAAGUAGGGGUGGAAAGGCAUUGAGCAUCUGUGUCCUUUCGUGGGAACAUGGUGAUCUUUCCCUGUUUGCAAGGUGAAUGAGUGCGAUAGUAACAUAUUUGUGAAAGUAAAUUUAAAGAUCCUUCUGUUUUAAUUGAAAGUGAUGCCAUAGUUGUUUGAAUUUGUCCCUCAUGAAAUAAAACUACCUUUACAAUCUG